UCAGAAAAAAAAAUAUUGGCAAAUCUGUGCGAUCCGCGAAUUGUAAAUGCUGUCAACAUUUACACAGAUUGCAUGCAUAUUGUGCAGAUUAAAACGUACUGAAACUACAAUAUAAUACUAAGAAAACACGAGCGAGAGUGAAAAUCAUGUGAUGGCAAUUACUUUUUUUACAUAGGAAAUAAUCGGAAGUGAUUUCACUGUCUUUUAUCGUCGCUGUACGCAGAGGCGGCUCUUUAUUAUGACACGUUAAAUUAAGGUGUAGUUACGACCGUCUUCCUCUUAUUGACUUCCCGCGCAAACAUUUCGUAAUUUACGCCGCGAUAUAACAUCGCGUACCCAGACCCGACAGGGCAGACUCGCAAGGCCGGGCACCUAACCGACAUGUUGAGGUAGAUAUGUCUUGGUAAAAACAAGUGUGACAAGCCAAACAGAGCCAAUCUAUGCAGCACACCUAAGAUAAAGUCUCCAAGCUAGGAUUAUCAACAGUUGCAUUUUAAUUAAGAGGAAAAAGGAAACGUGCUGAGUAGCUCUACCUUCAGGACAAAGAGAGACAAAAAAAGAAGAUCGAAACUAAAAGGUUGGUGGCCGUAAAGAGUUAGACGCGGAAAACUUCAAAGUACACCGACGCUUUUUUUAUCCAUUGACCAACCAGCAACAUAAUCCCAGUAACAAUUAAAGAAGUGAGAAGACGCGACAGGAGUUGACUGGGAACAGGAGUGGAAAGUUUCACGCUUUAGAAUCACUCAACACCGGUAAACUUGAUGCAAAGCGGAUUACGAGGGACUUCUCAACGAAGAAACUUGCUUCUACAGUUCGGUAUAAAGAGCGGGUUUAACAUCUAAUUGAGAUUUGUAUGAUGGAUUAAGAACGCAAUUGAAAGAGCCUUCGUGAAAAUUUCAACCUGUAAGGUAAUUCAAGCUACCGAAUUCACGUUCCGCGUAACAAAUAUUGUGGCAACUCGAUAGUCUCUCGAAAGUCAACUCUUUAGGUUGUUUUUCGUGAUAUCUUCAAGGAAAAAUUUCGGUUCCUUGUGCCAUCAAUGUCAAACUCAUUCCAUAUCCUACCACAAAACCUCCUAGCCACUGCAAGGUGUUUAAAAUUUGCUUUGAAGAGGAAAGAUUUAGAAGACGGCAGAUCCUUUAAAAAAAAGGUUUAAAAGAAGACUGCAGAUAAGAGAAAAAAAGUAGAAGACUGUAGACAAGAGACAAAAAAUAGUAGAAGAGUGCAGAUAAGAAAAAUGAAUUAGAAAAAGACUGAGGACAAGAGAACAUAUUUAUAAAAUAAAAGAUUUAGAAGACUGUAAAUAAGAUAAAAGAUUUAAAAGACUGGAUAUGAGAGAAAAUAUUAGAAGACUGGACAUACCAUCCAUGAACCAACAACUUAACAAACUAUCUUUAGUCGCAAACUCUACAAUUUCGUGGUCGGCAAUUAUCACUAGACGAUCCUAAUUUGUCCCUGAGGUAAAUUAAGAGAAUUGAUAUUUUAGAUACCAGAACUCCUGGAACUCAUAAUGUCGAUACAUAGCAACGAUACCAACACCAGCUUACCCCCGAUAUCCCUCGUCACCCCUAUCAUUUACGGCAUCCUUGGGUUAGCACUGGUGCUGGCAAAUGCCACAGUUCUACAGCUCUUCUACCGUAACAGAGAGCUCCGUACAGUGAGCAACUCCUUCCUAGCCAGCCUGGCCGUGAGCGACCUCUCGACCGGCCUCCUGGCCAUCCCGGCCAACAUCGCCUGCAUCUUGACUCUGCAGCUGGACGUGUGCAUCUCCAUGGAUAUGUGUAUGAGGUUUCUGGGCUUCUCCACGGUGUCACACUUAACGGUACUCACACUGGAGCGGUACGUUCGCAUCACGCGUCCCUUCGAGUACAGGUCGCGGGUAACGCGCGGGAAAUCGCGGCUAGUUAUCGCGUCCAUGUGGGUUUUCUCCCUGGCAGCGUCCCUCGUGCAGCUCAUCUGGAUCAAAGAUGAGACCAUCAGCGAGGACACGAUUAUCCUGAUAGAAAUAAUCUACGACAUCAUUUCCUUUGGCAUCGUUGUCAUCAUCCCGCUAAUUAUCAUCACCAUCAUAUACAUCGCCAUAUUCCGUUACAUCCGACAGCACAACCGAAAGUCCAGAGAGUUCGCCAUGACGUCACUAACGGUUGCGGACGCGUCGCGUCACCAGCUGCGCCGGGAAGCCAGCGAGAAGAAAGUCCUCGCGGUCUUCCUGGCCAUGAUAGUCAUUUUCAUACUAGGUACCUUCUUGUACUUUUUCCUGGCCAUAAUUAUCGACCUCCAGGAAUACCACUCCAUCAGGUUCACGCCAGGCACCAUGAACAUUCUCAUCAAGUCCACCAUGUUUUUCCGGUACUUUUCGUCGCUUUGCAACCCUCUCUUGCUCACGUUCUUCAAGCAAGAUUUCUAUGGAAGUCUGAGAGCAUCUUUGAAAAAAUGAAGAGUUUGAUAACUCUUACCAAGUCCACCAUGUUUAAAAGAAUUUCUUUACAGUACUUAUCGUCGCUUAACAACCUUUCUUACUCACGUUCUUCAAGAGAGACUUCAAGCGAGAUCCUUGAUAAAGUAAACCAUCUUACGAUAUUUGACACCAUCUUUAAAGAAGUGAGCACUUUAACUAAACUCAGAAAACACCAUUGAGGGUGCGAGCACUAUCCUUGAAUAAACUCUUUUAUUACUUUCUUAAUGUUUUACCGACGGGCGGGCGAACAUUUUCCCAAGCUACUCUGUAGAGCUAUAUUGCACCGGAUCUGACAAUGAACUUAAUGCAGAUUAUCGGUGGACCGUCGACAAAAAAAAGUUACAAAAACAAUUAACUACCGACUCACGUCGAGCGGCAGACGUUUUCAUAUACUACCUUUUAGAGCUUCAUACCACCUGGAUCUUCGGUGACAAUGAGUUUACUGCUGAUUAUCAGUGAACGGUAGACAAAAACAAAACGGCACAAAAACUCUAGUAUUCAAUAUUACGACUAACUUUGGAUGAUAACAGUGGACCUUCGGAAAAUAUUGGUUCUAAAAAGGAUAAGAACUGUUUACGGAAAUUUUAAAUAGUUCUUUCUUCAACGCUUGUGUAGCACCGAUUGCUAUUGGUCUGAUCAGGAUCGAGACAUCGUUGUUCGUAUGCCUCUCGUAUCGUAAUGCGUAGAUCAUGACCACUCUAAGCAAGUCUGACGGAUGCAGGGAAACAGACUGACUAGAUUUAAAUCAGAUAGAAUAAACAAUAUUUGCAUGAAAUGUGUGUGUAAACUGGUGUGCGGGUAAAUGGGAUGGGGUAGAAAGAGGUAGAAUGAAUAACGGGGUUUGCAAUGGAUGUUUGAAUUGAUAUUAAAGUUAAGGUGAGAAUAAAACAUGUGUAUCUUCA
Nematostella vectensis (starlet sea anemone) is the source of this 3360-nucleotide messenger RNA. RefSeq names its product melanopsin. Gene Ontology annotation, molecular function: G protein-coupled receptor activity. Gene Ontology annotation, biological process: G protein-coupled receptor signaling pathway. The transcript is spliced from 2 exons. Gene Ontology annotation, cellular component: membrane. Lineage: Eukaryota; Metazoa; Cnidaria; Anthozoa; Actiniaria; Edwardsiidae. The coding region runs from base 1511 to 2437 and encodes 308 amino acids. The record is from RefSeq and is a predicted model, not a curated record.